AGGAAGACUCAAGUUAACCAUGAAAAUGUUUGCUAAUAUUUAGGUAUAAAAAGAAGCUCAAGUAUAUUUCAAGCUCACCUGAGGUGAUGUUCAACAUCUUAUUUGUUUGACCAACACUAUGGAUUCAAAAAUUUUGUUUUUCUGCGUUUUAAUUGUUAACAUUUAUUUGAUUACAGACGCCAAUCAAGUAUUCAAUUAUGUUGUUACUAUUAAGACUGCUGACAAUAAAUUCAGUAGCCAUGAAGGUAAACUCAACCUGGAUAUCCUCAGUUCCAAUGGACUUACAUCUUCCCAAGAAGACUUUGAAUUGACUCCAAAUGGUGUCAAACUUGCCAAAAAUCACGUCUACACUGCGAAUAUCGCCUCAUUUAGUCCAUUGGAUAACAUCACAUCUGUUUACCUUGGAUGGAACCUGGUUUCGAAUUACAAUCUAUUCUACAAAAUCAAGAAGCCGAUGGUAUAUUUUGACCCAAUCACUAUUGGUACUACAUAUGACGAUCCUAAUUCACACAUGUCAGUUACGUUGAAUCGCAAAUUUUGUCCAACAACUUUACCAAUUGGAAUCAAAAGUGGAAAAGGAGCAUCUUUUCAUCCUUGUAUUUCAAACUAAACUGAUAUCAAACUACAGUUUCGACCAUAACACAAAUUCAAUAGAGAAAAUUUGAUCUUCAAAAGUAUUCAAUUGUUUUUCAAGUUGAUUGAAUCUGACUUCAUCAAGUAAAUAAUGAACUCUACUUUAUUGGAAUUGAUUGGAAAUGGUUUAAAUAUUUCAAGCUAUUUUGACAUAAAAUAAAUUUUGCAAAAAUAA
Tetranychus urticae (two-spotted spider mite) is the source of this 808-nucleotide messenger RNA. RefSeq lists its product as uncharacterized. Lineage: Eukaryota; Metazoa; Arthropoda; Arachnida; Trombidiformes; Tetranychidae. The record is from RefSeq and is a predicted model, not a curated record.